Messenger RNA from Globicephala melas (long-finned pilot whale), 1359 nucleotides. The record is from RefSeq and is a predicted model, not a curated record. NCBI's taxonomy places the organism in Eukaryota, Metazoa, Chordata, Mammalia, Artiodactyla, Delphinidae.
AUGAGCACCUGGGCCUUCCCCUCCACCCUUUUCCUGCUCUGCUUGACUUCUGAAAGCCUGCAAGGCUGGCUACCUCCAUUGUCUCCUAGCCUGGGGAAAGGCUUAGGAGGCUUGAAUGGCUAUCCAUCAGGCUAUGGCCCCCGCAGUGGUCUAGGAGCAGGAUUCCGCACUGGGCAUGGGCUAGAAGCCCAGCCAGGCAUUGGAGGGGUCGUGAAACCCCAGAAGUCCGGUGUCUCUCCAGAGUUUAGGAACGGGAAUGGGCUGGGAGUCAGGGCCUUCCCAGGUGCUGCCACCCAGCCAGGAUAUGGAAAUGGACUGGGAGCUGGUGACUUCCCAGGGCCGGGAGCCCAGGCAGGCCCCGUGGCUCAGAAUGGCCAGGGACCAGGAAUUGGAGGGAGCGUGAAACCUCAAAAGCCUGGACUCAGCAGCAGGAAUGGGCUAGGAGCUGGGGCCUUCCCAGGAGUUGGAGCCCAGCCAGGCUUAGGAGGGGGCAUGAAACCUCAGAAACCAGGUCUCAUAGCUCUAAAUGGCUUUGGACCAGGGUUUGGGACCGGGAAUGGAGCCCAGCCGGGCUUCGGAGCUAGUGUGAGACCCCAGAAGCCAAGAUUUGGGAAUAGCUACAGGCUGGGAGCCCAGCCAGGCAUUGCUGAGGCCAUGAAGCCUCAGAAGCCAGUUUAUAGGAAUGGGCUGGGAGUUGGAGCCUUCCCAGGUGAAGGGCCCCAGCCAGGCCUGGGAGGGGGCUUGAGCCCUCCGAAGCCAGCAUACAUAUCAGGGAAUGGGCUGCAGCUCCCUCCAGGUCUGGGAGGGGGUUUGAAACCUCAGAAACCAGGAUAUGGCAAUGGCAAUGGGCUGGGGGCCCAGCCAGGUCCCUGCAGUGGUGGGGUCCCUCCGUGGCUUCUUGCCAGGCCUCCCACUCCAGGGAUCCCUUCAGAUAAAGCAGGUGGCUGGGGCCUGAAAUCCCAGCCCCCUCCCCCAGUGCAGAACGGCAAGUUCCCAGGGUACCAGCCUCCGAAUGGCUACAGACCAGGAGCAGAACUGGGCUUUGGUGGUGGCCUCAAGCCCCAGAAAGUCGGUUUUGGUUACAGGAAUGGUGAUCUGGGAUCCGGGGUCUUCCCUGAGGCCCGCGCACAGCCAGGGUUCCCUGGGACUGAUGGCUUUUGGAAUGGUCAGGCCGGGGCCCCGAGGGGCUCUCCCUGGCCCUCCCUCCAGCCCUGGGGGGCCAACUUGAGGCCUAGAUAUGGGGCCAGAGGUGCAUAUCCAGAGGUCAGGAGCCAGCCAGGGGGCCCUGAGGUGAAGCGAGGCAGCAAUGGCCUGAUGGGAAAUGGCUAUGGAGGCUGCUGCCCUCUUGGGAAAUGCUGA